This is a messenger RNA of Thamnophis sirtalis, 1942 nucleotides long. Lineage: Eukaryota; Metazoa; Chordata; Lepidosauria; Squamata; Natricidae. The record is from RefSeq and is a predicted model, not a curated record.
GACUCAUUGUUCGAGAGGUAAGCAUUGAGAUUUCACGGCAACAAGUUGAAGAACUCUUUGGACCCGAAGAUUACUGGUGCCAGUGUGUGGCUUGGAGUUCUGCAGGCACAACCAAGAGUAGGAAGGCCUAUGUCCGUAUUGCAUAUUUACGGAAAACUUUUGAACAGGAACCAUUAGGAAAGGAAGUAUCUUUGGAGCAAGAAGUCCUACUUCAGUGUCGCCCACCUGAAGGAAUUCCAGUGGCUGAGGUUGAGUGGCUGAAAAAUGAAGAGGUGAUAGACCCUGUUGAAGAUCGAAAUUUUUAUAUCACUAUUGACCACAACUUGAUCAUAAAGCAGGCACGUCUCUCUGAUACAGCCAAUUAUACUUGUGUUGCCAAAAAUAUUGUGGCAAAAAGGAAGAGCACCACUGCUGCUGUCAUUGUCUAUGUCAACGGUGGAUGGUCAACAUGGACAGAGUGGUCAGUAUGUAACAGCCGUUGUGGAAAAGGCUUUCAGAAGCGUACAAGAACAUGUACCAAUCCAGCACCCCUCAAUGGAGGAACCUUCUGUGAAGGCCAAAAUUUGCAGAAAAUAGCUUGCACCACAUUAUGUCCAGGUUUCAUUUACCCUAUUUCAACUGAACAGAGAACCCAGAAUGAAUAUGGAUUUUCUUCUGCUCCUGAUUCGGAUGAUGUCGCUCUCUACGUUGGCAUUGUGAUAGCCGUGAUUGUGUGCUUGGCUAUUUCCGUAACUGUUGCAUUAUUCAUCUACCGGAAGAACCAUCGAGACUUCGAGUCAGAUAUUAUAGAUUCCUCAGCACUAAAUGGUGGAUUUCAGCCUGUAAAUAUAAAAGCUGCCAGACAAGAUCUCCUAGCGGUUCCCCCUGACCUUACUUCUGCAGCAGCUAUGUAUAGAGGCCCGGUCUAUGCCUUGCAUGACGUCUCUGAUAAAAUCCCAAUGACCAACUCGCCAAUCCUGGAUCCAUUGCCCAGCUUGAAGAUCAAAGUUUACAAUAAUUCGGGUGCAGUCACACCCCAGGAUGAGCUGUCGGAUUUUUCAUCCAAACUCUCUCCACAGAUUACCCAAUCCCUACUGGAUAAUGAAGCAUUAAACAUGAAAAACCAGAGCCUUGCGCAGCAAACCGAUCCAUCGUGCACUGCUUUUGGGACCUUCAAUUCUCUUGGAGGUCAUCUGAUUGUACCUAAUUCAGGAGUAAGUUUGCUGAUUCCUGCGGGGGCGAUUCCUCAGGGGAGAGUUUAUGAAAUGUAUGUGACGGUUCACCGAAAGGAGAGCAUGAGGCCACCAGUAGAAGAUUGUCAAACCCUUUUGACCCCUGUAGUAAGCUGUGGGCCUCCAGGAGCAUUACUAACUCGGCCUGUCAUUCUAACAAUGCACCACUGCGCAGAACCGAACACCGAAGACUGGAAAAUUCAGCUGAAGAACCAAGCAGCCCAGGGACAGUGGGAGGAAGUGCUGCAGUUGGAGAGGCAAAUGGGUGGACAAUUAUUGGAGGAUCCAAAGGCUUUACAUUUUAAGGGUAGCACUCAUAAUCUUCGCUUAUCUAUUCACGAUAUUACUCAUUCCCUAUGGAAGAGUAAACUACUAGCAAAAUACCAGGAAAUUCCAUUUUACCAUAUCUGGAGUGGAUGUCAAAGAAAUUUGCAUUGUACCUUCACCCUGGAAAGGUUCAGCCUGAACACACUGGAAUUGGUAUGCAAACUCUGCAUACGGCAGGUGGAAGGAGAGGGACAGAUAUUCCAACUCAAUUGUGUGGUGUCUGAGGAACCUACUGGCAUUGAAUAUCCACUUAUGGAUCCAGCAAGCACCAUUACAACCGUAGUAGGACCCUGUGCAUUCAGCAUCCCUCUUCCUAUCCGUCAGAAGCUUUGCAGUAGUCUAGAUGCUCCUCAAACAAGAGGCCACGAUUGGAGGAUGUUGGCCCACAAACUCAACUUGGACAG